AUGUCCUCGACACCCGACGCGCCGCGUCCGGUGAUUGCGAAGCGGCAUCACCCACCCCAGUACCUCGCACCGGGUCAGCACCUCAAGGUCGCCUCACGCAAGCCGGCUCAAAAGCUGGGGAACGCGGCAGGGGGCGACGCGUUCACCGGCGGGCCGCCGCGCGACCCAUGGGAGGACUUUGACGAAAACAGAGAGGAGCCAUGCCCCUCGUCGGCCGGUCACUCUGGCUCACAACGGCACCAACACACUACCACCGGCGGCGGCCACCCAUACUCGGGUCGAGUCAGCGUGUCACGCAGCACUGAGCGCACGUCGCCGCACAGCAAGGAGGGCAGUGUUAGUGGCUUGGCAGUGCCGCCGAAGGCAGCCCCACCCACCGACAGCCAGACUGCAGCCGGUGACGAGGGUAUCGACCGCGGUGCAGCCGUCAGCAGCGACGAAGAUGACCACUACUACACCAUCACAUCAGAGCCACCGAAGCUGUCGGCGGCUGAGCGGGCGAAGCAGGUGCUCGAGGCGCAGCACCGCGCUCUGGAAGCGAAGCAGCUGAAGGCACUCACGCAGCAAGGGGUGGCGCGUCGGCCCGCGACGCUGGUGCGCAAUCGCCAUGGCAGGCUCAACGCGAUCGCUGCACAGCCAGUAUCCAUGGCUGCAGAAGAGAGCGGGUCCGCGCUGCUCAUCGCCGCUGCUCCAGCCAGCGCAAGCGUUCAGCCGGAGAAGAGCCACGUGCGCUCCUCGAAGGCGCCGGAAGCGCGAACGGUGCCGUCAGCGCCACGGGGCGGUGAAGGCGGUUCUGAUGGUGCGGUCGACUCUCCUCGAGACUCCCAUGACGACCUUGUCGACUCGUGUCCCUCGACGACGAUUCAGGCGACGACUGGUUCUCUGGAGAUCGACCUGGACUGA
This is a messenger RNA of Leishmania major strain Friedlin, 903 nucleotides long. RefSeq lists its product as hypothetical. The record is from RefSeq and is a predicted model, not a curated record. NCBI's taxonomy places the organism in Eukaryota, Euglenozoa, Kinetoplastea, Trypanosomatida, Trypanosomatidae. The transcript has a single exon. The coding region runs from base 1 to 903 and encodes 300 amino acids.